UGAGAUGUUUUACUUUGGAAUGGCUUCCAGAGGGAAUCAUUCUCCAACGUGAUUGAAGACUUUCCUUAUUAGCCAGCACAGCUGAAGGCCAUGAGUGCUGUGGUGCUCGUGCCUUGCGCAAUAGAGGAGAACUCUAUGAGCUCCAUCCAGCUUAAAGCAUAGUGUCAGUGCCCUUGGAUUAUUCGUACUGGCAGGUCAUAGUGCAGCUUCCAUCAUCACCAUUGUGACAGGUUGAAAGUUGGCACCUAAACACCAAAACCUGGCCCACUUAUAUAUUGUGAGACUGAAGCAUACAGUAGUUAUAAGGUAUGAGAAGCCUCUGGACAGCAUGUUCUGCUUGACCCGAGGGGGGAAUGCCAGGGCAAUGCCGCAAAUGAUUAGUAAGACAACAGUAAUCUGAGAUAGUGUGUGAUGGCUGGUCUGUCUGAGGUGGAGCCAUGGACACAGGGAGGAGAGAAGGAGUGCUACCAGGAGGAGCACACAUAUUCACACAGUCUAAUCCUUACACUCCAAUACACUCAGAUAUUUACAGAGGCUUACAGCCUAUCCUGUGAAUGUAUCCACCACACCAAAGGAGAUGCAGUGAGGGUGUACAAAGCUCUUCUUAUUUACUGAGAUGAAUGAUCUGCCUUUUGCUUUCCGUAUGAUGAAUUCCUGCUUCAUUUUCUUUUUAAAGUCCAAAUCCAUAUAAGUGAGGAAUCAUCAUCAUUUACCUGGCUAAGUGGUACCCAGGACACCCGGAUUUAUACACACUCUUCUGCUUUUAAACAGACAAUUUACAUGCUGAAUAAGAUUAGAAAAAUUCACUCUUCUAUCCCUGGACGUGCCUAUGCUGAAGGAUGUGGAAGAAACUAGAUUUCCUCCAGGGUAUCCUGACUCAUAUGAAUGAUGUAAGCGCUCAAGAAAAGUCUGGAAACGGCGUUACCAUGACAAGGAAGCUUCAGUAGUAAACUGUGUCUACCAUUUAUACUACAUCCGGACAACCCAACCCUUCCCAACCCAACCCAACCCAAACCAGCCCAGACGAGCCCAGCUUAGCCAGGGGGUUCCUUCCUUCUUUCCAGAAUACAUGGAGGUAAAAGGCACAGGGGGAGCAUGAUCUAUCGUCCCCAGUCCUGGCUUACAGAACAAAAUGAGGGAUUUCCCCUCGCAACCUCUUCCUUGAGGUCAACACAUCACAACGCCACCCUGAUAAGUCCAACUUAGCGGGGCACUCGCGUUUCAAUGCUCCACGUUGCUCUAAGAUGAAGUUAUGGAAAAAGGCCAUUUUUGCCUUUACACUCCUUAGUGCUGCUCUCUUUCUCCUGCUCUUCAUAAUAAUGAUACCCGCUGGGUCCAUCAUCCCCUGGGCCUCAGCUGUGUCUGUACAUCCUUCAACAACAGCACCAUCAUCACCAGUAUCAUCAUCAUCUUCGCCCAAGGUGACCAGUCAUCGGCGCGUGGCCAGAGAAUCUGAGGACAUGGGUUCCCUCUUAUCGGAGUUUUCCUACCUGUUUCAGAGCUUCACUGAGGGUGAGCUUCGGAGGGUCAUCAGGUCACUGGUGGACAGGAAAGUUGGGAGAAGGACCAAGCGCGCGAAAAGCGCAGAGGCAUGCUCAUUGCACCAGGUGGUGCUAACAGUGAGUGAGCUGGGCCUGGGCUAUGAAAGCGAUGAGACAGUGCGCUUCCGUUACUGCAGAGGGAAGUGCAACAGACGCCUCGGCAACUAUGACAUGGUGCUGAAAAAUGUGAUUAUGAGCAAGACAUCCGAGAAAGACAUAACCACUAAGGGGGGCACUGCUAAGACAGAGAGGGCACCCUACAUCCGCUGCUGCCGGCCCACCAAAUACGAGAACAUGUCAUUCUUUGACAAUAAGGCAAAAUUCUUCACCAUUCAGGACGUGUCAGCCAGAAAGUGCGGCUGUGUGUGACACUGCAGGGUUCGCUGAGAUGACUGAAGCAAAUGAGACCACUACAGCCAUGGGAUUAUCUAAGCGAUUAGAUGAUUGUAUGGAUGGGGCUUCAGAAAGAGGCUAGAGUCAAUUAGGUGGAAGUGGAAGGUAAAUCAUAUCCAGAAAAUCUCACUUGGAGAAUCCAUGCAUUUCAUAAUCCAAGCCACAGGCUAGAAGGUUGAUUCUGACCCUCUGGCAGUGCAGAAGGUAGGAAGAUGGAAGUUUUGUGCUUUUAAGGGUUUCUGCAGAGUCUUAAGCAGUUUUGAGCUCAAGAGAAAAAAAAAGAUGCUUUAAUGAUUUGACGGCAUGUGAAGUAGCAACCUUCAGUGCUAAGACACAACACUGGCCUUUUACUGAAGCCAUGAAACUGUUACUGAGUGGCAACUGCAAUAGUGAAAAUCCAGAAUAAUUUGAAAUAAGAAAUUUCCAUAUGGACUAUAGCAGUAUAGAAAAGUGUUUUUGUUUUUUUUGUAACAAAUACUAUCUACAUAUUCAAGUAUGAAGUUAUCCACAGCUACCUCAUUUGUAUUUGUUACAGAAAUAUGCAUCACACCAACUCUCUUGUGGGCAACUAUUCAUUGAUACAAAUGUUUAAAUAUACAGUCUUCUCAGGUCAAAUACUGAAAAUAACAGCAUGCAUUGUUACUUGAAGUGAAAACCCAUCAACUCACACACUCAUUUCAUUUGCUCUUGUCAAGAGUCCAACUUCUCUAAUUGUUCAUAUCAUCCCCAAGCAAAAUACAUAAUUGGAUGUCUUUUUUUUUUUUUUUUUAACUCCUCCAACUUUCAUAUAGUAGGUCAUGAACACUGUGAUGUCUGAGACACUUCUGUUAAUGUUAUAGUUGUAAAAAAAAAAAAAUAUAUAUAUGUUGUCUGUA
Messenger RNA from Ictalurus punctatus (channel catfish), 2809 nucleotides. RefSeq names its product glial cell line-derived neurotrophic factor. NCBI's taxonomy places the organism in Eukaryota, Metazoa, Chordata, Actinopteri, Siluriformes, Ictaluridae. The transcript has 4 exons. The coding region runs from base 1245 to 1910 and encodes 221 amino acids. Gene Ontology annotation, molecular function: glial cell-derived neurotrophic factor receptor binding; receptor tyrosine kinase binding; growth factor activity. The record is from RefSeq and is a predicted model, not a curated record.